Molecule: messenger RNA, 552 nt
Organism: Hirundo rustica (Barn swallow)
Lineage: Eukaryota; Metazoa; Chordata; Aves; Passeriformes; Hirundinidae
Product: rho GTPase-activating protein 30-like
Exons: 5
Coding region: 1-552 (183 amino acids)
Biological process (GO): small GTPase-mediated signal transduction
Molecular function (GO): GTPase activator activity
Source: RefSeq, a predicted model, not a curated record
AUGUCCCUGGCGCUCAAGGCCCGGCAGCGGGCGAGGCGCAAGGGCGGCUCCCGGGAGCGGCUCUUCGGCUGCGACCUCCGCGAGCACCUGCAGCGCUCGGGGCAGGACGUGCCGCAGGUGCUCCGGAGCUGCACGGAGUUCGUGGAGCAGCACGGGGUGGUCGAUGGCAUCUACCGGCUGUCCGGGGUGUCCUCCAACAUCCAGCGGCUGCGCCAGGAGUUCGAGGCGCAGCGCAGCCCGGACCUGUCGCGGGACGUUUACCUGCAGGACGUUCACUGCGUCAGCUCCCUGUGCAAGGCCUACUGCCGCGAGCUGCCCAACCCGCUGCUCACCUACCAGCUCUACGACAAGUUCGCCGACGCGGUGGCCGUGCAGAUGGAGGAGGCUCGGCUGGUGAAGAUCAAGGAGGUGCUCAAGGAGCUGCCGGUGCCUCACUACAGGACGCUGGAGUUCCUGAUGCGGCACCUGCUGCGCAUGGCCGGGCACAGCGGCCGCACCAACAUGCACGCGCGGAACCUGGCCAUCGUGUGGGCGCCCAACCUGCUGCGGUGA